Molecule: messenger RNA, 828 nt
Organism: Racocetra persica
Lineage: Eukaryota; Fungi; Glomeromycota; Glomeromycetes; Diversisporales; Gigasporaceae
Source: the annotation of a GenBank genome assembly
AUGUGGACGGAAUGCGAUAAUUAUAACGAGGAUUACAGUCCAAACAAAAGCAAUAUAAUUAAUGAUACUAGCAUGGUGAGAAAGUUUGGUUCAUCGGCAGUAGUGCCUAAUUCAUCCACGGGUAUGACUAUCGGAUCAACUACUAUAACCAGAGAGCAUGGUUUGGCUAUUGCUCGGGAGUUAGAUUCUUAUGUAGAACAAAGUGGAGGUAGAAAUGAAUAUACAGCCAGUAUUGAAGUGCAAGAUGAACGAGGCAGACCAAUUAAAAAGGGCAAUAAAAAAAAUGCGGGUGAACGCCCAGUCAUUUUUGAAAGUGAACUACCCACCACUUAUAGAAGUGGGGGCUUCUCGGUUCCUAGACAAGGCUAUCACCUAGUCUCCCCGAAGGCUCAAACCGAGCCAUUCUUGCCAACUAGCAACAAUUCAUCCCACCACCUAAAAGAGGAUGGGGGACUUCUUGCUAACUUGGGAGUUUUCAGUGUAGGGGAUAAAGAACAGAUUGAAAAGCCCAAAGAAAGUUUGGUUUAUGGAGUUAAAUGGAAUAUUGAAGGCACAACUUACUACACCGAAAGAAAAGGCCAAGACGGAAUUAUCGAAAGAAAUCGCCAAAAACGAGAAGCAGAAAAAUCUCAGUCGGAAGUUUCAACCAAUCAGAAUAAAGAAGUAGGAGAUAUAAACCUGAAUGAGAUAAAUCAAAGGACUGCUUCCGACAAAAAAGACCAAACAGAUGAAGAAGUUCAACAACAAAAUAUCGCUCAAAAAACGGAUAACAAAGAUAACAACAAAAAUAUUUAUUAUGGAAUAGGAGCAAUUUCUCUGGUUCUACUG